Messenger RNA from Neolamprologus brichardi, 1802 nucleotides. Lineage: Eukaryota; Metazoa; Chordata; Actinopteri; Cichliformes; Cichlidae. The record is from RefSeq and is a predicted model, not a curated record.
CGUGAGGGUGUGGGGGACAGCGGCGAACUGACAAACAGCAGUUUGGUUCUGUUUGGAUUCUGCUCGCAGUCUGCCCACUCGUCAGCCUCGGUCUCGUUAGACCUCGCUAACAAGAAGAGCAGCUUGGAGGUUCUGCACCCAGCUGCAGUGCAUGUAUCAGAGGAAGAGGAGCAAGGAACAAUCACGCUGACCUUUGACCUCCCACGGUCUCCUUCACUCAUGACGAACCCCGUGCUGCUCUUGGCCUUUGAAAGUCCACUGGCACGAGGAGACCUGGAAGCUGCUUUCACUAGUCGGUCUCUGCAGCCAAACACGCAGGCUGUGUGCAUUUCAGGAGACACGCAGUAUGUACUGCUGACAGGAAAAUCAUCAGAGGGGAGCGUUAAUGACAGGUGGCAGAUUACUGCUGAGACAAAACCCCCUCAUAUGAAGCAAAACCUAAAAAGCAUCUUGAUUGGUGAAAAAUCAGGAAGUAACAUCAGCAUGAGUCCACUUCUGUUUUUCUCCGGGGGAACGGGAACUGAUACGAGAUGUGCUUCAGACUCGCCCCCGGCAUCUCUGCAAACCUCCUUCCUUUGUGAGAUGAAACGCUUCCUGGGUGCUGUUCUGCCUCAGGAACACUUUGCAUCCCCUCCACUUCCUCUGGACUCCUUACAGUCUCUGCCUCCCCUCUCGCUUGGCUUAACCUCCAGCCAGACCCUGCUGGCAGUAAUGAUCAACUCCACAGCUCCCACAGUCUUUGGCUUCAGGAGCUGGGGCUCUGUGUUGCCGGUGUGCCACGGAGAGCUGGCCCUGUCUGCUGCACUGUUAGAGGAGCUCAGACAGAAACUGGACCAGACUUUGGUGCAAAUGACAGAUAUAAUCAGAGAGGAAGAGGGGCUGAGGGCUCUCACCGUGUCCCUGACAAAGCUUCUCGUCGGCCCAAGCAGCGCAAACAUUAACAAUUGCCACGGCUCCUGCGCGUUCCCUCUGACCAACGGCAACAACCACGCCAUCCUGCUCAACUCCCACAUCGAGAGCGGCAACGCGGAUGAGCGUUCGCCCUGCUGCGUGCCCGUGGCCUACGAAGCCCUGGAGGUGGUGGACUGGAACGCAGAUGGGACCUUCAUCUCAAUCAAGCCAGAUGCGGUUGCGAGAGAGUGUGGAUGCCGCUAGAGCUGUUCUCUACUGCUACUUUACCCCAGCAUUUAUAACUUUCACACAACUGAUUAGUUAUGUGCAUGUUUCAGUUAUGAAAUAUCAAUUACAAUACACCACAUGUACUUUUAAUGAAAUAUAACUACUUUUAUGCUUUAUUAAAGAUCACAAGUCUUAAAAUUACAAAGUUAAUGUGAAUGCUAUUCAUGUUAAGAUAUUUGAUAAUUAGUGAUGCUAAAAUGAAUCAGAUUUUGUCAUUUUGAAAAUAUUUUUAAUUGGAAUAAUGUUUCUGAGUGUUAAAGUUAAACUGUUAAAAGGUUGAAAUAUAGCCUUCUCAAACUUGUGAUAAUUAAAUGCAAAGUGUGUUUAAAGUUCUGUAUUCGUAGCCAUACAGCUACAUAAGCUACAGUAUAUGUUUUAUGCUUUGAUUUUGGGUUUCAGGAUUGCUUUAUUAGCAACUGGCUUCUUCCUUCUUCUAAUCGCUCCGACUUCUUCAGAUCCCCACCACUGGGUGAAGCUGUCCCAUAUGGAAAUCUGGAGGCAAACAAUGGGAGACAAGACACGUGUGAUUCCAUAUCAACCAGCCCUAAACACUGUGGAAAUCCUAUACUGUUGCAUAAUAAAAAUUCUCAUUUAUAAUAAUAUUUGAGCACGUGAUAUUUAAA